This is a messenger RNA of Fukomys damarensis (Damara mole-rat), 951 nucleotides long. RefSeq names its product protein phosphatase 2 phosphatase activator (gene Ptpa). Gene Ontology annotation, cellular component: cytoplasm; nucleus; protein phosphatase type 2A complex. Bases 1 to 951 code for a protein of 316 amino acids. Gene Ontology annotation, molecular function: protein tyrosine phosphatase activator activity; peptidyl-prolyl cis-trans isomerase activity. The transcript has 11 exons. Gene Ontology annotation, biological process: mitotic spindle organization. NCBI's taxonomy places the organism in Eukaryota, Metazoa, Chordata, Mammalia, Rodentia, Bathyergidae. The record is from RefSeq and is a predicted model, not a curated record.
AUGAACCGAAGGGAAGAGCCCGGGCUGCCCGAGCCGGCGUCAGAGUCUUCGGAGGAGACCCCUCCAGCCACACAGAACUUCAUCAUUCCAAAGAAGGAGAUCCACACAGUUCCGGACAUGGGCAAAUGGAAGCGAUCUCAGGCGUACGCUGACUACAUCGGAUUCAUCCUCACCCUCAAUGAAGGUGUGAAGGGGAAGAAGCUGAGCGUGGAGUACGUAGUCUCUGAGGUGGGUGCAGACACGGGCGAUGGCUUCCUGGCAGGGCAGCCUGAUUUUGAACUGCUCUGCAGCAUUUUCCUGCAGUCCUCGGCGCUGGCCUGUUUCCCUAAACCGGGCAGUUCGGCCGCCUGCCUGACCCUGUCGGCCUGCUGCUCCUCCCUUGGCGAGCUCCCGGCCAUUGAGAAGCUGGUCACUCUUCUCAACACCCUGGACAGGUGGAUUGACGAGACCCCUCCGGUGGACCAGCCCUCACGCUUUGGGAACAAGGCCUUCAGAACCUGGUACGCCAAGCUCAACGAGGAAGCAGAAAACUUGGUGGCCACAGUGAUUCCCACCCAUCUGGCUGCGGCCGUGCCGGAAGUGGCUGUUUACCUGAAGGAGGCCGUGGGCAACUCCACACGCAUUGACUAUGGCACAGGGCAUGAGGCGGCCUUCGCUGCUUUCCUCUGCUGCCUCUGCAAGAUCGGGGUGCUGCGGGUGGAUGACCAGAUUGCCAUCGUCUUCAAGGUGUUCAGUCGGUACCUGGAGGUCAUGCGGAAACUCCAAAAGACCUACAGGAUGGAGCCGGCCGGCAGCCAAGGCGUAUGGGGCCUGGAUGACUUCCAGUUCCUGCCCUUCAUCUGGGGCAGUUCGCAGCUGAUAGACAGACAGGAACAGCUUGUGAAGCAGGCAUUAGAGCGGCUGCCUAUGGAGGCUGCAGGCUGUGGCCCUGCUGCUAUCACCCGUUCCUAG